AUGAUGGAGGCUGAAACUGUUGGUAAUCUCGUUCAAAAGAUGAUUAUUUCACUUUUUGGGGAACAAAAACCAGAAAUAACUAGGAAGUGGAUGCGCUUCUGCCUUGGAUUAUUGUCAUCAACCCAAGGAGUAGAAACAUUACAAGAAGAUGAAAUUACUGUAGGAAGCCAAAUAAGAGAAAAGUUAUCAGUAUGUGAUGCAGCACAGUUUGAUAAAUUAUAUAAUGAGUUAAGAUCUGGGUCAUUGAAGAACAGAACACAAAUCCUGAUAUUUUUGUUAAACAUGUGUCAAUCAGCAGAACAGUUAAGGGAUAGAGUUUUCUCAGCUCCUGAUUUGAAAUUAGGUUUAUGCUCGUCUUCUGCAUCCACUAGUGGACAAUCAUCUGAAAUUUCUGCACCACCACAAAUUGUAUCUAUAAAUAACACAGACAAAAAUACAAGAGAUUUUUUAACCAGUUCUAAUAAAAUAUAUGGAGAAGAGUAUAUUUCAGAAGAUAUAUUGGUUCAAGAUCUUAUAUAUUCUUUCCUAGGUAUUGAAGGAAAGAUAUUAAAGUUAGACUCCAAUUAUGGUUUCCAAAUAGAUCCAAUGAUUAGCAUUGAUAGGCCACGGAAACAGGCUACAUUGAGAUUAAGUGAACUUGGAUAUUUACAUAACAUAAUUCAAAAAGGUUUAGAAAGAAUGUCAGUUGCUUCGAGUGGCCAAGUGGCUGAUAGUUUUAUUGCAUCGUUACAUUCUGAGUUAUCGGAAUACUACAGGUUUAUAGCCCUUAUUCAAGAAGAAGUGAGCAGAGUUCAAUCUGAAUCAGGAAUAUACAGAGUUACACUGUCCCAUUUGCAUCUUUGGGCAUAUGAUCCUUUAGAAACUUUAAAAUGGCUAGCAGGUAUAGUAAGAGCUUGCCAAGGACAAAAAGGUGGCGCAUUAGCUUCUGCAGUAUAUGAAUUUAGUAACCAUGGUGAUGCCAGUGUGAAAAAAUUAGUUAAAAGGAUUUUACAAAGUGUUUGUGAUCCUCUGUACAAUAUGUUGAUAAGAUGGAUAGCAGACGGUGAAUUAGAUGAUCCGUAUAGAGAAUUUUUCAUUGAAGCUUGUGCUGAUAUUACCGGAGAGAGAAUGUGGCAUGAGAAAUAUCAAGUUCGCAAUAAUAUGCUACCAUCUUUUAUUACAAAAAUGCAAGCUAGAAAAAUUUUAGGAACAGGGAAAAGUAUUAACUUUUUGCGUGAAGUGUGUAAAGAUUUUACUCCAUGGCAAGGAAAACAUACAAAGAUGUUCAAAAAUUUCAGCGAGGAAUAUAAAGUUGACGUUCUUUUCGAUAUGGACCCCGAUGGUCGAUUACAGACGAUGAUGGACACAGCUUAUAAAGAAACUUCAACUAGAGUAGUUGAAGUGUUAACAAAGCAGUAUCACCUCAUGGAACAUUUACAUGCAAUCAAAGGUUAUCUGUUAUUAGGACAAGGAAACUUCAUUCAAUAUCUUAUGCAUUUAUUAGAACCAGAAUUAGAUAAACCAGCCAGUUCUGUAUAUCCACACAACAUCUCUUCUAUUUUGGAAACUGGAAUAAGAGCGACUGUUACAAAGAUAGAUGACUUAGAUAUACAUAGGCGACUUGAUGUAAGAUUAUUAGCACCUUCGGAAAAUGAAAGGGGAUGGGAUGUCUUUAUUUUGGAUUAUAAUGUAGGAGGUCCUAUUGGAACGAUUUUAGAACCUUGUAGGCAAAUAUAUCAGACUGUAUUUUUUGCUUUAUGGAGAGCAAAAAGAAUGGAAUCUAUAUUAUCUGCAAUUUGGAAACGUCAAAUAACUUCAGCAAAGAUGUUCCGUAAAAUGCCUGAAGUAUUGCCAAUUCAAACUCACAUUCAUUUAAUUACAAGUAGUAUGGUUCAUUUGGUUCAUCAAAUGCAAUAUUUUUUCUUAUUUGAGGUAAUCGAGUGUUCUUGGGAUGCAUUCGCAAAACAAUUAGCACAAGCAGCAUCAUUGGAUGAUAUUAUCACAGCACAUAACCAUUUCAUAGAUGCUGUAAGACGUGGUACACUGUUAGAUGAAAGAUCACAGGAACUUAUGGAUCACUUACGUUCCGUAUAUGGCCCAAUUUUAGACUUACAAAAUCUUGAAGAAACGUUUCUUACACGUGCAACACACGAGUACGAAGCACGAUUAAAGGAUAACAAUACGUUAAAUGUAACUCUAGCAAUGUCAAAUCGGUUAGAUUUGUCAGAAACUAAUGAUGCAGAAAUUACCAAACGUCAAGCAGCAUUUUCGAAAUAUUUAAACACACUUUCAAUUCAGCUUAGAUUGCUUUCGAGAACAUAUCAGGAUAGAGUGAAAAAGUUUCUUAUAAUGCUUGCAUCAGCCGAAGAUGUGUCUUUACAGUUGUUAAGUGUACGUUUAGACUUCAAUGAAUAUUAUAAAAGUAAAGAUAGUCGUCUUGUUGUGCCAUUAACAUAUUUGCACCGUAGGCAAAGUGACCAAAGCUAUCUUAAUUGUAAAUAAUAAGUAAAAAAUUUAUCAUCGCUAAUUAUAAACAUAAUUUAAAUAUGUUAUUUUUUUAAUAAAAAUUGUCUAAAUAAA
Bombus impatiens (common eastern bumble bee) is the source of this 2559-nucleotide messenger RNA. It is a transcript of the gene Grip91, whose product is annotated as gamma-tubulin complex component 3 homolog. Gene Ontology annotation, biological process: meiotic cell cycle; cytoplasmic microtubule organization; spindle assembly. Gene Ontology annotation, cellular component: equatorial microtubule organizing center; centrosome; gamma-tubulin small complex. Lineage: Eukaryota; Metazoa; Arthropoda; Insecta; Hymenoptera; Apidae. The transcript is spliced from 11 exons. Gene Ontology annotation, molecular function: gamma-tubulin binding; microtubule minus-end binding. Bases 1 to 2481 code for a protein of 826 amino acids. The record is from RefSeq and is a predicted model, not a curated record.